This is a messenger RNA of Exophiala viscosa, 657 nucleotides long. Its product is annotated as translation initiation factor SUI1. Bases 1 to 657 code for a protein of 218 amino acids. Gene Ontology annotation, biological process: translational initiation. Gene Ontology annotation, cellular component: eukaryotic 43S preinitiation complex. Gene Ontology annotation, molecular function: RNA binding; ribosomal small subunit binding; translation initiation factor activity. NCBI's taxonomy places the organism in Eukaryota, Fungi, Ascomycota, Eurotiomycetes, Chaetothyriales, Herpotrichiellaceae. The record is from RefSeq and is a predicted model, not a curated record. The transcript has 9 exons.
AUGGCGGCAAAGAAGGACAUGCGGAGGACUGACCUAGGUGAGUGGCAGCGACAUUCUAAGGAGGUGACGUUCAACCAGACUAAUCAGAGCCAUCAAGUCAUUCCAUAUGUCGAGCCAAAGGAAGACAAGUCUGCGGACUUCAGCUCGACCUUUGCGAGUACAAUGCCCAUGGCAGCUAUGUUUAUGAGAAACAGGAUGCUUGGCUGGUUCUCUUUAUUAUCAGCACUUCUGAAUUGGCUUGGAGAGACUUCUGCUCAAAAGCAGAGCAAUGGUACCCCUGCAUAUCUGACUUUUGGCAUGGCAAUCCUUGCUGUCGCUGUGGUAAGCUCGAUUUAUCUGCUUGACCCCUUCGCGGAGGCCGACGACGACACUGGGGAAGCGAAGCAGUCCCAAAAUUACAUCCACAUUCGUAUCCAACAGCGCAAUGGUCGUAAGACUUUGACAACUGUCCAAGGCCUUCCCAAGAAGUUCGACCAGAAGAAGAUCCUCAAGGUCAUCAAGAAGAAGUUCGCUUGCAAUGGCACGAUCGUCACUGAUAGUGAGAUGGGCGAGGUGAUUCAGCUCCAGGGUGAUCAGCGCAAAGAUGUUCAAGAGUUCUUGGUCGCCAAAGAUGGCCUCGAGCUCGACGCUAAGACUAUCAAGGUCCACGGUUUCUAA